Messenger RNA from Clonostachys byssicola, 267 nucleotides. NCBI's taxonomy places the organism in Eukaryota, Fungi, Ascomycota, Sordariomycetes, Hypocreales, Bionectriaceae. The record is from the annotation of a GenBank genome assembly.
AUGCCCGAGGGUCUGGCGCCGCCCCCAACUGCUGAGCUUUGUCCGCGACGUGCAGCUGAUAGCGCGCCGCGCAUGCCAACCAUCGAAGCGCCAUACACGCCCUACCGGUGGGGCCAGGGGAAGGCCACGGCUCCCUCUACUGGGGGAGCGAGCACUAAAUCCUCACAAACGCUCCGGCACUCCAGACGUUCAGGGAUGUGCGUUGGAGUCUCGUGGUCGGGCUCAUCGGAGGCCGUGUGUCCGAUCAGUGACCAACACGAGCAGUGA